Molecule: messenger RNA, 2236 nt
Organism: Punctularia strigosozonata HHB-11173 SS5
Lineage: Eukaryota; Fungi; Basidiomycota; Agaricomycetes; Corticiales; Punctulariaceae
Exons: 3
Coding region: 707-1840 (377 amino acids)
Source: RefSeq, a predicted model, not a curated record
GCGACGUUUCUAUUUUCGUAGGUCUGGCGCGCCUCGUUGGACCCAUGAGGCUCGGGCUAUCGUGUCGCUGGACUUACUGUGCUUACUCGCGCUCUCUCCGUAUCUCGAGCUGCACAGAGUGUGGCGCCAGAGGGUAUGAUGCCAUCCGCCCUCAUCUCCGGGGAUCCACGGGGGGUGGGCAAGGGCCUUAUCGUGCGGGCACGGGGGCGCGCUCUCUGCGCUCCCGCACGUCCCAAAGACGGCAGGCCACGCGCGGAGCACGUUGCGGUCGCGGAAGGCAGCCGGCAGAGGUCGCACGAUAGGCCUCGGGAUUACUGCAAUGGCCAGGACGCGGUGGGGUUCUCGGAUACGUCGUGCUGCCACCUACUGGAUCCGCUGCCAGCGCAGGAGAACGACCCGGGCCCAGAGCCCCUCGGCAAUGCCACGACGGCAGCCUAUUACCUCUUGUCCCUCCGCGUGCAAGGGGCUGAUGCAUCGACCAGCCUUGGGCCAUUCAUAACUCAUCAUCCACGCCAUCCGCGGAAGACAGCGAUCUCCAGCGCGCGCCUGGACCGUGGAACCCAUCGCGACACCCAUUAUAAGCCCUCCCGUCCGUCCACCGACGCUCCUCUGUGCCGUUGCGCUUGGAGUCUCCUCCUCCCUCUACUGUACAGCCGACCUUCGCGUCCUUAAACAAAACAAAACGAAGCCCAGCCCUUCGCCCCAAAUGCCCGCCUAUCUCUACAACACCUCUGGCUCGUCGGCCGCCUCUUCUUCGCGCUACAACGUCUACGUCCCCCCCGGCACCGUCUCCUCCUCCCGGUCCGCCAGCAGCCUCGUCAAGCGCAGCACGAGCUGCUCUGCCCCGGGCACCCCGGCCCCGUCGUGCUACGCCCUCUACCCGGCAAGUUACUCGAAGGAGAACUGCUCGAUCCGGGGGGUCGAACCCAGCCGGCGGUAUCACCGGUCGUCCAGUCGCAGGACUCGCGAGCCAGAGCAGAAUUACUACGUCUCGGCCGUUCAGUACAGCCCCUCGAGCGCGUCCGUCACGAGCGCGUCGUCCUCCCGCCAAAGUCGCUCGACGGACGCCAAGCCGCUCAAGUCGUCCUUCCGGAGAUCGCACUCGGCGGACAAGCACGUCCACUUUCCCGACCAGCGACCGGCCGCGCCCCAGCGUCCCGUGCUCAAGCAAAGCCACACAUGGCACGCCGGAGAUUUCCAAAGCACCCCUCGCGAUUAUGCCGUCCAUGUUCCGCUCGACCAUGCGUCUCAUCAUGCGCCAAAACCGCCCACGACGUCCUCGACCCCGCUCGUCGACAUGCACCCGCUCUUCACGUCCACGCGACUCCACAACGCCCCCAUCUCGUACGACAUCACCUACGCCCCCUCCGCCUCCUCCGUCCUCGACCGCAAGACGCACGCGCCCGUCGCCGGCGCGACCCUCGCCCAGCCCGCGACCGAGCCCGCCGUCCCGGUGACGUCCCGGCUCGUCCUCACCUCGCACAAGUUCCCCUGGGCCGUGGUCGUGAACCCGUCCAGCGCCGGCGGCCGGCACACCCACACCUCGCGCUCGACGCCCAUCACCAACCUCGACGUCCUCCACGCCGUGCACUCCACCCUCGCCAAGCGCGUCACCGCCGAGGAGUGGAACUCGCUCGGGGCGGACAGCAUGGUCCAGCGCAAGGUCCGGAAGGCGUACGAGAAGCGCUGCAAGAAGCUCGGCGGCGGCUGGGAGGGCGGCGUCCGCCGCAUCGACUGGCUCCACGGCAAGACCCGCCUCGCCGGCGUCGAGGUCGACAAGAACGCCGGCGCCGGCGCCUCCGGCGUCUGUCGCCUCGUCUUCGCGAGUCCCAAGGACUGAUGAACGAUCGCUCUCUCUCUCUGCUCUCUCGGGCGGGCAUACACACGCCAUGCACCUGUUUUUGUUUUCCCCUCGCUUUGUUGGCAUUUCCCCCUCUUGCAUCGGGUGUUCUCUCUCCUCGGCAGUACAUAAGCGUCGCUCCGCGUACUCUCGCGUCACCCGGAUGUGGGGCGCGUUCUGGCGGAGCCCGCAAAGGUUUGCGAUUUCGGACUGGGCUCGGGACUAUUUACUUGUGUACCAUAUGACGGCCCCCCACCUCACCCGCGAUGUUGUUGUUUUUUUCACGAUUCCAACGACUUACUACUACGAAUCGUUAUGGCUGUAGCCUGCUGUACUCUAGCAUCCGCCCUAUACGGCAGCAUUUUUGUAUAUAUAGUCACAUUAUGGAAACCAAAC